Molecule: messenger RNA, 1764 nt
Organism: Penicillium bovifimosum
Lineage: Eukaryota; Fungi; Ascomycota; Eurotiomycetes; Eurotiales; Aspergillaceae
Exons: 1
Coding region: 1-1764 (587 amino acids)
Source: RefSeq, a predicted model, not a curated record
AUGUUACCUCCACGAAGCGCCGUCGGUCGAAUACCGGCUCAUGUCCGACCGACUCAUAGUCGUCCGAAUCCAAAUUUCAAUGUACAUUUCCGACCAUUCACCCACCGCACUCGCCUUCUUCUACUUUCGCCGGCGCCGGGCCGCCCUCAGCUUCCUUUCCUAUCACCUCUCGCGCCCACUCGUCCACUCCCACCACUCUCAAUCCACCUUCGACAGCAUUUCGGUCGUCUGAUUUCCACCGAAAGCCGGGAACAUUACAAGCGAAGAGCAUCACGAGGCCUCAAGAUCGGCCUAUCAGUCUGGGGAAUCCUGGUCUUGUUCUCCGCGGUCAAGCUCGGCGUCUACCAAGAAAACAUCGAACAUUCAUGGCCCACUCCACCGGAAUGGACCUGGAAGAGUCGCUGGUGCCUGCGGUCUGCGCAGGCACUGCAGAAUCCCGAGCAGAUUGGCAAGUUGAUGACCAAUUGGCCCAUGGUCGCCGGUUAUCUUCGUGAGCUGCUAGAGCGUCUGGAGAACCUGGAAGGAGAAGGGAAAGGUCUCGUGGAACAAGACGAGGGUGGAUUUUUGGUUGAAGGCAUCGGUCGCACUGGGUUCGAUAUCUCCGCAAAGAGUGAACCCUGGCGUCGCGGAUAUUUCCAGGCCCUGAUGGGAGCUGCCAAGGCCGCUGAGAACCUCGACGGCUGGUUGACUGAUCGCAAGCAGAAGAUAUCAGCGCCUGCGGAGUAUGUUGUUGGCCCCUCGAAUCCUCGCCCAAAGCCCAUGCCUGCCGGUCAGAAAAAGAUACCACGGGAAGAGGACUGUGAACCAGCAUCUCCCUCUCCGGAGAGCUUCUACAUGAAAGUCUUGACAACGAAGGGCUUUAACACAGGGCAAAAACUCGAUGCCGCCCUAGCCUACGCCGAUUGGCUUGAUUUCAAAGGUCUGGGUUCCACGGCGGGUGAUAUGUAUACGUGGGCCUUGGACAUCGCUGCCAGCGGGCUGGAGGGAGAUGCCAGCAAAAUCGUGGACUUGAAAACCGGGCUUCUCAAGAACAAUAACGGAGACCUUCCAUCAGAGAACAUUCUCCGUGUCUCCACUGCCCUUGCCGUCCACAAUGCCCGCCAAGAGAAUCUCCCUGCAGCCCUGUCCCUCUUCACAUCUGUCCUGAAAGCCCGACGCAGCCUCCCUCUGUCAUCAGAGUUCGGCACAACCCCCUCACCCCCGUCUUUCCCUGGCUCUGCAAGUGACCCAUUCACAUAUAUGUUCAAAUCACUCAAAAAUGUCCUCGUUCCCGUCGAUUACCCAGCACCUCUCCCAUCAGGCGACCAGCCUCCACGCCGCACCACAGCAUCUGCCUGCGACGAAGCAGGCCUGAUGACCUAUAUCGGCGAAAUAAUCUACGCAUCCUCAUCAAAGGAAUCAGGCCUUGCCUGGACACGCGACGCAGUCGACAUGGCCGAGUUAACGCUCCACCAACUCAGUAACUCUACUGAUCAAGCUGCCCGAACACGCUGUGCACAGUGUUUGAAGGUUGGUCUGGAGAACUGGAAAACCAUGGUUCAUUCUCUGGUUACCCGUGCCUGGCAAGAAGAGCAGCAGAGUAAGGACCAGGCUAAAAGUUCAUGGUUUGGCGGCGAACGGCGUGCAGAGGCUAAGUCUCUCGAUCGUAGACGUUGGGAGGCUGAGAACGCUAUUUUGGAGGACCGGAUUCGGCGCCUCUUCCCUCUCCUUGAGGGCGAGUCAGGGCUGGAUCUCGUCGCCCCAAAUAGUUCUUUGUUUGUCUAG